This is a messenger RNA of Cebus imitator (Panamanian white-faced capuchin), 1557 nucleotides long. RefSeq names its product uridine 5'-monophosphate synthase-like. Bases 58 to 1086 code for a protein of 342 amino acids. The transcript is spliced from 3 exons. Lineage: Eukaryota; Metazoa; Chordata; Mammalia; Primates; Cebidae. Gene Ontology annotation, biological process: UMP biosynthetic process; 'de novo' pyrimidine nucleobase biosynthetic process. The record is from RefSeq and is a predicted model, not a curated record. Gene Ontology annotation, molecular function: orotidine-5'-phosphate decarboxylase activity; orotate phosphoribosyltransferase activity.
GGGGCGCCGGAGGGCCGCUGCGCCUGGGAUUUUGAAGCAAACAGGCAGCGCGCGACAAUGGCGGCCGCUGGUGCAGCUUUGGGGCCCUUGGUGACGGGUCUGUACGACGUGCAGGCUUUCAAGUUUGGGGACUUCGUGCUGAAGAGCGGGCUCUCCUCCCCCAUCUACAUCGAUCUGCGGGGCAUCGUGUCUCGACCGCGUCUUCUGAGUCAGGUUGCAGAUAUUUUAUUCCAAACGGCCCAAAAUGCAGGGAUCAGUUUUGACACAGUGUGUGGAGUACCUUAUACAGCGUUACCAUUGGCUACAGUUAUCUGUUCAACCAAUCAAAUUCCAAUGCUUAUUAGAAGGAAAGAAACAAAGGAUUAUGGAACUAAGCGUCUUGUAGAAGGAGCUGUUACUCCAGGAGAAACCUGUUUAAUAAUUGAAGAUGUUGUCACCAGUGGAUCUAGUGUUUUGGAAACUGUUGAGGUUCUUCAGAAGGAGGGCUUGAAGGUCACUGAUGCCAUAGUGCUGUUGGACAGAGAGCAGGGAGGCAAGGACAAGUUGCAGGCACAUGGGAUUCGCCUCCACUCAGUGUGUACAUUGUCCAAAAUGCUGGAGAUUCUCGAGCAGCAGAAAAAAAUUGAUGCUGAGAUGGCUGGGAGAGUGAAGAGGUUUAUUAAGGAGAAUGUCUUUGUGGCAGCGAAUCAAAAUGGUUCUCCCUUUUCUGUAAGGGAAGCACCCAAAGAACUCAGCUUCGGUGCACGUGCAGAGCUGCCCAGGAUCCACCCAGUUGCAUCGAAGCUUCUCAGGCUCAUGCAAAAGAAGGAGACCAAUCUGUGUCUGUCUGCUGAUGUUUCAGAGGCCAGAGAGCUGUUGCAGCUAGCAGAUGCUUUAGGACCCAAUAUCUGCAUGCUCAAGACUCAUGUAGAUAUUUUAAAUGAUUUUACUCUAGAUGUGAUGAAGGAAUUGAUAACUCUGGCAAAACGCUAUGAGUUCUUGAUAUUUGAAGACCGAAAAUUUGCAGAUAUAGGAAACACGGUGAAAAAGCAGUAUGAAGGUAAGUGUAUUAUUCAAGAAUCUGCAAGAAUCAGAAAUCCAGCUUAAACUGGCUGAAGAGAAAAAAAAGGAAAUGCUUAUGUCACUGAAAGUCCAUUCAUAGAGCACGCUGUCAAGCAUGGUUGGAUCCAGGAGCCCAAGUGGUGUCUUCAUGACUUGCUUUCUUUCCAUUUCUCAGCUCUGCUUUCUUCUCUGUUGACUUCUUUCUCAGGUAGGCAUACUCAACAUGCUCACCCCAAGCCAAUCACUCUAGCUUGGGAUAUAGAAUACCUUCAUUAGCUAGCCUGGACAAUCUGCUCUGCAGUUGUGAGGUUGUUAACUCUACUUGACCUUCUUUUUUUUUUUUAAUUGUAUUUGGGCUCUGGGGUACAUGUGCACAUCCUGCAGGAUUGUUGGAUGGGUACAUACAUGCCUAUUUGACCUUCUUGAAGUGAGAACCAGGCAGGGAUAGUUUUCUUAAAGAAAAUGGGUAUGCUGAUACCAGAAGAAGUUAUGUGUCUGGCCAAGCAAAUGUGACAG